AUGACAGUUGCCAGAAACAUCGCAAGGGAGGAAGGCGUGCACAGAAAGGGCCGAAAUCAACAACAGGUUCGAACGUGCGCGGCGGCAACGCAACAUUCUUGUGCUCCCACAACGAAGCAAGUAUACAGGGUCGAAUAUUCGGAGCUUCCUCCUGCCCCAAUAAUGCAGGGCUCUGGAAUGGGGUAUCAAAGAAAAGAUAUCCUGGGAAUACGAGUAUCUCGAGAGGGAUACUGUGAUGCGAAAAGUGCGCAGCACUACUCGUAUCAACUGAGACGGCAAGGAACCGUGUGGACGAAGAAGAAGCCGAUGAUAUCAAAAUUUCAUCGCCUUCAAGCCAGAAUCAACUCCAGCGAAGAGCGUGGCGGACAUGCUGCUUACCAAUUCACGAUCAUGGCUUCAAUAGCCGCUCGAACCGCGCUCACAGCAGCCUACCCAUGGACCAGGACCCCUCUCGUCACCAGCGCGCCAAUGCUGCGCAUCGCGCUCGCCCCCCUGGCCGUUGCAGUGUCUCGCGCCGGCGGUUUGGGGUUCCUAGCGGCCGGCUUCGACAUGGCGGAUCUCGAGGCCAACUUUCAAAACGCCGUGCAGUUGGUCCGUCAGUGCCAAGUCGACAAGCCAGAUUUUACCGGUGCCGACAAGGACAUAUUGCCUGUCGGGGUCGGAUUUCUGAACUGGGGCGCGGAUAUCAGCCAGGCGAUCCCGCUGAUUGCAAAAUAUAUUCCCGCGGCAAUUGGAAACGUCGCAGAUGCCCUGAACAUCGCCCGCUCUGUCAAACCGGAUGUGCUCGUCGUCCAAGGCUCUGAUGCCGGCGGACACGGUCUUAAGCAGUCUGCGAGCAUCAUCUCGCUUCUCCCCGAAGUGAAAGAUGCGCUUGACGCCGAGGGUUUUGGAAACACCCCGCUCAUCGCGGCGGGGGGGAUCGUCGACGGUCGUGGUAUGGCUGCGGCGUUGUGUCUAGGCGCCGAGGGCAUAACCAUGGGCACGAGGUUUCUGGCCUGCGAGGAAGCGAAUAUCGCGUCGGGAUAUAGAAAGGAGAUUCUCCGCGUGCAAGACGGGGGGAUCGUCACCGGGAGGACAACCGUGUACGAUCGCGUGCGGGGGAUAAACAAGUGGCCCGAGGAGUAUGACGGGCGUGGCGUGCUCAACGAAAGUUAUAACGAUGCAGAGAAAGGCAUGUCCGACGAGGAGAAUCAAAGACUGUACGGGAUUGAGAUGAAAAAGGGCGACGAUGGAUGGGGUCCCACUGGCCGAAUGACGACGUAUGCAGGCACCGGCGUGGGACUAGUAAAGGAGGUCGUUUCGGCGGGCAAGAUUGUUGACGAUGUUCUGAGUCAAACUACGAGAAUAUUGCCGAGAUCCAGUAUGACUUGA
This is a messenger RNA of Uncinocarpus reesii 1704, 1371 nucleotides long. RefSeq lists its product as uncharacterized. Bases 1 to 1371 code for a protein of 456 amino acids. Lineage: Eukaryota; Fungi; Ascomycota; Eurotiomycetes; Onygenales; Onygenaceae. The transcript has 4 exons. The record is from RefSeq and is a predicted model, not a curated record. Gene Ontology annotation, molecular function: nitronate monooxygenase activity.